Molecule: messenger RNA, 5268 nt
Organism: Penicillium odoratum
Lineage: Eukaryota; Fungi; Ascomycota; Eurotiomycetes; Eurotiales; Aspergillaceae
Gene: tpcC
Product: non-reducing polyketide synthase tpcC
Exons: 6
Coding region: 1-5268 (1755 amino acids)
Biological process (GO): secondary metabolite biosynthetic process; fatty acid biosynthetic process
Molecular function (GO): 3-oxoacyl-[acyl-carrier-protein] synthase activity; phosphopantetheine binding; fatty acid synthase activity
Source: RefSeq, a predicted model, not a curated record
AUGAACUUGACUCCUUCUAGCAGCUCCAAGGAGGACUUCAGCAGACUGAAGCUUGUUUACUUCAGCAAUGAGUUCCCUCCUGAUGCUCUUCCAAACCUCGUCCGCCAAAUACAUCUUCACAGUAAAGAUCGACGCCAUCACAUUCUUGCUCGGUUUCUAGAAGAUGCCACACUUGCGAUCCGUGACGAAGUCCGUCAAUUACCACCGGGCCUGCGGAGCUUGGUACCAUCUUUUGAGUCUGUCUUGAAUUUCGUCGAAUACCCUGAUCUUCGGACUGGUCCUUUGGGUGCGUCGAUCGACGGAGUGCUCCUAUGUGCCACGGAACUGGCAACAUUCAUCGGCUAUUACGAAACCUUCCCAGAAAACCAUGACUUUGAUUCAUCUCAUGCAUAUCUGGCAGGUCUGGGUAUCGGUCUUCUAGCUACGGCAGCGGUUUCUCUUUCUUCAACGCUGGCUGAUAUUCCAAUUGCCGGCGCGGAAGUAGUCCGUCUCGCUUUCCGUCUUGGCGUUCUUGUCGAUGAUGUGUCACACAACCUGCAAGCUCGUGAUUUAGCAAACAAUGGUCAGCCUGAUAGCUGGGCCUAUGUCUUGCCAAAUGUAGCCCCAGGUGAGGUCCAGCAGGAGCUGGACGCGAUCCAUGCUAAAGCGCAAACUCCCGAGGCUGGCAAAGUGUUUGUCAGCGCCUAUAGUCAAUCCUCUGUUACCUUCGUGGCAUUGCCCGUAUUUGGCGGGUUGUGCCACGCCAACCACAUCUACAAUGAGACGCACGUGGAAAGUGUAGUGCAGACAAAAUCUAUCGAUGGCUUGAAUGUCAGACUAGUCCCCAGAAUACCAGUCUUAUCGACUAGCAGCGGCAAUCCAUUCCCGGCCAACACCGCAGCAGAACUGUUCGAACAGAUAAUUUAUGAAAUUCUCACUCAGGCCAUCCAGUGGGAUAAUGUGGUCAGCGGUGUCAUUCAGCAGGCAAACAUGCUCAUCAUAUCCGAGUGCCAAGUACUGGCCAUUCGAAAUUCACUGCCAAUCCAUGAUCUCAUUACUGCCGUGGAAUCCGAAAUUAAUGGAUUGAAAAUGACAACUGACGAUCUGUUGGCAUGGAUCUCACAGACUCAUGAGGAAGAGACCCCCCGGGGAACGGCUCAGUCUAAGAUUGCAAUCGUGGGAAUGUCAUGUCGGCUGCCUGGAGAAGCCACAGAUACCGAGAAGUUUUGGGAACUCCUUGAGAAAGGCCUUGAUGUUCAUCGGAAAAUCCCACCAGAUCGUUUUGAUGUUGAUUCCCACUGUGACCCUACAGGAAAACGUCCAAACACGAGUCACACCCCGUAUGGCUGUUUCAUCGAGGAACCAGGUCUCUUCGAUGCCCCAUUUUUCAACAUGUCUCCUCGUGAGGCUCAGCAAACCGAUCCGAUGCAGAGGCUGGCCUUGGUGACCGCGUAUGAAGCACUGGAGCGAGCUGGAUACGUUGCCGACCGCACACCCGCGACAAAUAAACACCGCAUUGGUACAUUCUAUGGCCAGGCCAGUGAUGACUACCGUGAGGUAAAUACAGCACAGGAUGUCAGCACCUAUUUUAUCACCGGUGGUUGUCGGGCGUUUGGACCCGGGCGGAUCAACUAUUUUUUCAAAUUUUGGGGACCUAGCUAUAGCAUCGACACUGCCUGCUCAUCCAGUCUGGCAACUAUUGAGGCUGCUUGCACGUCGCUCUGGAAUGGCGCUACUGAUACUGCAGUGGUUGGUGGUGUCAACGUGUUGACAAACUCCGAUGCUUUCGCUGGUCUGAGCCAUGGCCACUUUCUAUCCAAGACCCCGAACGCUUGCAAAACAUGGGAUAGCGAGGCAGAUGGAUACUGUCGUGCAGAUGGGGUGGUAUCUUUAGUGAUGAAGCGACUGGAAGAUGCGGAAGCUGACAAUGAUAACAUUUUGGGUGUCAUCCUAGGGGCAGCAACCAACCACUCGGCGGACGCCAUAUCUAUCACCCACCCACACGCUGGCGCACAGAGCUACCUUCUCCGAAAGCUACUGCGCGACGCGGGCGUCGAUCCAUUUGAUGUCAAUUAUGUGGAACUGCACGGCACUGGUACGCAGGCUGGGGAUUUUGAAGAGAUGAGAUCAGUGUCGGAUGUGUUUGCUCCAGCUGCGAGAAAAAGAAGCUCCAAAAAUCCCCUGUUUGUUGGUGCAGUCAAAGCAAAUGUUGGUCAUGGGGAGGCAGUCGCUGGAGCGACGGCGUUAUUGAAAGUUCUUCUCAUGCUCCAGAAGGGUGCGAUUCCUCCCCAUGUAGGCAUCAAGAACCAGAUCAACCCUCUACUCCCCAAAGACUUGGAAAAGCGCAAUCUACACAUUCCAUACGAGUACCAGACGUGGGUUCGCACUGACGGCCGAAGACGUAUCGCUGUAGUCAACAACUUCAGCGCUGCUGGUGGCAAUACAUCCCUUGCAAUCGAAGAGGCCCCGCUCCGAGAGACCACUGAUGUUGACCCACGUCAAUCACACUUGAUCUCUAUAUCUGCCAAAAGCAAAAUAUCGCUAAAGGGAAACCUGGAACGGUUCAUUUCAUACUUGGAUGCCAAUACGGACGUGUCACUGUCCCAUCUCUCUUACACGACUAUGGCCCGGCGUCAUCAUCACAACCAUAGACUGGCCGUGGCUGUCUCAGAUAUUGAACAAUUGAAGACGCAAACCAAAUCGUGGUUAAAUUCUGUCGAUUCUCACAAGCCUAUUCCGCCGACAGGACCUCCCCCGUUGGCCUUCGCCUUUACUGGCCAGGGAGCAUCAUACAAAUCCAUGAAGCUAGAUCUUUUUCGUGAUGUGCCGUAUUUUCGCUCCCAGAUCUUGGACCUCAAUUCGAUCGCCAAGACCCAGGGUUUCCCUACUUUUAUCCCUGCUCUUGAUGGGAGCCACCCGAAGGAUCAUGCUCAUUCGCCAGUAAUUACGCAGCUCGCUUUGGUCGCCACGGAGAUCGCCCUGGCUAGGUACUGGGCAUCGCUCGGCGUGAAGCCUGAAGUGGUGGUUGGUCACAGUCUUGGAGAGUUUGCAGCAUUGCAUGUUGCCGGUGUCCUAUCCGCUAGCGAUGCGCUGUACCUCGCGGGCGAGCGCGCCAGGCUACUUGAACAUAAAUGUAAGAUCGGCAGCCAUAAGAUGUUGGCAGUGCGGGCAUCUGUUGAGCAAAUCGCCCAGAGUGCUGGCGAUCGCCCAUACGAGAUCGCCUGUAUCAACGGUCCAGAGGAGACCGUUUUGAGCGGGACCAGUGGUGAAAUUGAUGCGCUUUCCGAAAUUUUUAAAGCGGAUGGGUACAGAAGUAUUAGCCUAGAUGUUGCGUUUGCAUUCCACUCCGCCCAAACAGAUCCCAUUCUGGAUGAAUACGAGGAGAUCGCACACAGAGGUGUGGUUUUCCACGCCCCGAACUUGCCGAUCAUUUCACCGCUCCUUAGAAAGGUUAUCUUUGAUGACAAGACGGUGAAUGCAAACUACCUGCGCCGAGCCACUCGUGAGACGGUUAGCUUCAGUGCCGCCAUUAAGAGCGCUCAGAAAAUCUCCACGAUUGAUGAUACGACUGUGUGGAUCGAGAUUGGGCCACAUCCGGUGUCCAUCAGUUUCGUGAAAUCCACUCUCUCGGCCACGGGUGCAUUAGUCCCGUCACUGCGCCGAGAUGAGGAUGCUUGGGUGACAUUGACGCGCAGUCUUGGAAUACUUCAUGGCGUGGGUGUUGAUAUCGACUACAAUGAGUUUCAUCGCCCAUUUGAGCAAGCUUUACGACUCUUGGAUCUGCCUACAUACAGCUGGAAUAACAAGAUUUACUGGAUCCAAUACAACGGGGACUGGGCUUUGACAAAGGGAAACCCGGAAUUUGAGACCAGGAACAGCAAUGUCGUGGCUGGAACUGUGGCCUCUGGCCCGCGAACAUCGACUGUUCAGCAAAUAAUCGAGGAGAAGUUCGAGGGAUCAGCUGGAAGAGUAGUCAUGCAGUCGGAUCUGAUGCAAGCAGACUUCCUCGCAGCGGCCCAUGGACACAAAAUGAAUGGAUUUGGGGUAGUCACCUCGUCCAUCCAUGCAGAUAUCGGAUUCAGCCUCGGUGAAUACGUGUUCAAGAGACUGAACCCAAAGGUCAAGAUACCUGGGAUAAACAUUACGAAUCUCGAAGUGUUGAAAGGAUUAGUCGCGCAAAAGAAUACAAGUCAGCCUCAGCUUCUCCAGGUAUCUGCUACUACCGCAGACAUCAACACCGGAAUCCUAGAUCUUGAAUGGCGCAAUGCCUUCCCCGAUGGUACCGUGGAUGACCCAUUUGCGUUUGCGAGAAUUCACUAUAACGACCCAACGGAAUGGCUAUCCUCAUGGCGACCAGCUCUUCAUCUCAUUCAAGGCCGUAUUCAAACCCUGGAGCGUCUAGCAGAGCAGGGAAUUGCGAACAGGUUUUCUCACCGCAUGGCUUAUAAUCUCUUUGCAAGCAAUCUGGUUACCUAUGCCGACAAAUAUCGUGGGAUGCAGUCUGUCGUGUUGCAUGAACUUGAAGCUUUUGCGGAUGUUAAGCUCACUACCGAAAAAGGAGGUUUAUGGGCAGUUCCCCCCUACUUCAUCGACAGCGUGGCGCACUUAGCAGGCUUCGUCAUGAACGUAUCUGACGCCGUUGACACUCAAGCUAACUUCUGCGUGACACCCGGAUGGCAAUCGAUGCGCUUUGCAAAGCCCCUUGUGGCUGGGGCUCACUACCGCUCCUACGUCAAGAUGAUUCCCACCGUCGAAGACCCUGGCAUCUUUCUUGGUGAUGUUUACGUGCUCCAUGAUGAUGUUAUUAUUGGGGUGGUCGGGGGAAUCAAGUUCCGCCUCUAUCCUCGCCUGCUUUUGAACCGAUUCUUCUCGGCUGCUGAUGUCAGUCAGCCGACGCAAGGCCAUACUGCAACUGCUGCGCCAGCAGUCAAGCAAAACCCAAUAGUCACGGUAUCUCCAGUCUCUGUACCUGCACCUGUAUCUGCUGCUUUACCAGUGCCAAAUCCUGCACCAUCUGCUGCUCAAAGCCAGACGCGAAAUGAGGCCGCUCUAGACGAUUCCAGCACUGCAGCUAAAGCCCUUGCACUGGUGGCGCGCGAAGCCGGUAUGGAUCGUGAAGACCUCACCGAGGAAUCCAAUUUUGCCAGUCUUGGUGUAGAUAGUUUGAUGAGCUUGGUUAUUGCCGAGAAGUUCCGAGAGGAGCUUGGAGUCACAGUUACGGGGAGUCUGUUCCUAGAAUAUCCGACAGUGGGAGAUUUGAAGAGCUGGUUGCUAGAGUACUACAGCUAA